GGCCAAAGUAAAGCCCUCUUUUACAUUGACGUCAAGAUCUUUACUAAGAUUAGGGUUUCAUUUCUCUAUUGCAGCAAUUAGCCAGGGAAUGUAUAAAAGGCUACAGGGAAGCAAGCUAGGACUCCAGAGGGAAAGCACUUUGCACCACAGACAGAUAGCAAGAGAGAGGGAGAGAGAGAGGAGGGAGGAAGGAGCAAGCGAGAGAGGAAAAGAAAGUUUGUAUACAGAGACGUAAAAAAAAAAGUCUUGUUGCACCUGGUAGCACUGGUGAAACAGAAAUGAGAGUUCUGCUUCAUGCUUAAAUAGCUGAGAGACAAUGGGAUAGUAGGGGAAAGUUAACAAUCUCUGCUUAAAUUUUAUAACUGCAGGGUACUGGAAGCACAGCUGCCUCUCGCUUUAAUGUAGUCUUAAGGGCUACUGGAAAAGGGAACUUUUUUUUUAACAUCUUAGCCUCUGAAAAAUAAAGAGCAACUUAGAGUUGAAUGAAUUGCAUGCAGAGUUAUGGGUUUUGACCAGACAGAUUCUAUUUAACCAGCUCUACUGACUUUAAAGAAAGACACAGAGAGGCUGGGGAGCUUUUUAAAAAUGUCUUUUAGUUUAGUUUUUUUUCAAUGAGGGUACAGGGGGAAAAAGGGAGCUGAAGGCAGCCUGUUGAAGAGCAGCAGCAGGGAAGAUGGGUCUGUUAAGCGUGGAUUUGCUGAUCACGCUUCAGAUCUUGCCGGUUUUUUUCUCCAAUUGCCUCUUCCUUGCACUCUAUGAUUCUGUGAUCCUCCUGAAGCACAUGGUGCUGUUUCUGAGUCGGUCUAAGUCUGCGCGUGGUGAGUGGCGAAGGAUGCUGACCUCAGAGGGGCUGCGUUGCGUCUGGAAUAGCUUCCUCCUAGAUGCUUACAAACAGGUGAAAUUGGGUGGAGAAGCCCCAAACUCCAGAGUGAUUCACAUAACCAAUGGCGUCAGUGGUGGCAGUACCAGAUGCAAGAGUGUUGGUGGAAAGUUGGGGAGCAAGUGCCAUCUCUUGGAUUUUGCCAACUCUGAGCGCCCCCUGGUGGUCAACUUUGGUUCAGCUACCUGACCUCCAUUCACAAGCCAGCUGUCAGCCUUCAGCAAGCUGGUGGAGGAGUUUUCAGGUGUGGCCGACUUCUUGUUGGUCUACAUUGACGAGGCUCACCCAUCAGAUGGUUGGGCUGCUCCUGGAAUCUCGCCCUCUUCAUUUGAGGUGAAAAAGCACAAGAACCAGGAAGACCGAUGUGCAGCUGCUCACCAGCUCCUGCAGAGGUUUUCCUUGCCCCCCCAGUGCCAAGUAGUGGCUGACUGCAUGGAUAAUAAUGCCAAUGUAGCCUAUGGGGUCUCCUUUGAACGCGUAUGUAUCGUGCAGCGACAGAAAAUUGCUUACCUGGGGGGCAAGGGCCCCUUUUUCUACAGCCUCCAGGAAGUUCAGCUUUGGCUAGAACAAAACUGCAGCAAGAGAUGAAAUCCAGCAUAUGCUGAGGAAAAUGUUUCACAAGUAGUGUCCCUUUAAUGUGAUAUAAAAGGGAAAAAAA
Messenger RNA from Gavialis gangeticus (Gharial), 1538 nucleotides. It is a transcript of the gene DIO2, whose product is annotated as iodothyronine deiodinase 2. The transcript is spliced from 2 exons. The record is from RefSeq and is a predicted model, not a curated record. Gene Ontology annotation, molecular function: thyroxine 5'-deiodinase activity. Lineage: Eukaryota; Metazoa; Chordata; Crocodylia; Gavialidae.